AUGUAUGAAGAUGGUAAUAUGUGGAGUUUUAAUUAGUUUUGGAAGUUUUUGGAAGAAAAUGAGGGCAAAAAUUAAGCGAAAAAUAAAAUUUUGUCUAAAAUUAAAGAUAUUAUAUGGCUAAGUUUUUGCUCUAUAAGGAGAAAAUUAAAUAUAAAUGAUAGAAAAUAAUGCUUUGAAAUUUUCGGGUUUGAUUUUAUUAUUGAUAAUUAGUUAAAUUCAUGGCUUAUUGAGAUUAAUACUAAUCCUGCCAUAGAAGAAUGCUCGAAUGAUGCCUUAAAAUUAACUGUUGAUUAAAUUUUUACCAAAAAGGAACAUGAUAAUACAUUAGUUGAAGAAAAUGAAUUUUAUCAUAUAGAUGGUUAUGAUGAUAAUGAAAAUACGUGGGAGCUUUUGGGAAAUUUAAAGGAAUAUCAGAUAGUUUGA
Messenger RNA from Ichthyophthirius multifiliis, 423 nucleotides. Its product is annotated as tubulin-tyrosine ligase family protein, putative. Gene Ontology annotation, biological process: protein modification process. The record is from RefSeq and is a predicted model, not a curated record. NCBI's taxonomy places the organism in Eukaryota, Ciliophora, Oligohymenophorea, Hymenostomatida. The transcript is spliced from 3 exons.